This is a messenger RNA of Funneliformis geosporum, 291 nucleotides long. The record is from the annotation of a GenBank genome assembly. NCBI's taxonomy places the organism in Eukaryota, Fungi, Glomeromycota, Glomeromycetes, Glomerales, Glomeraceae.
AUGCCAGGCUGGGAAGAUAGCUUAUGGGGUUAUUAUGGUGAUGAUAGACAAAUGUUUUUUAACACUCUUAGCAAACUAUAUGGACCAAAAUUUAUGACCAGCGAUACUAUCGGUUGUUACUUAAACAUUAGAAAUAAUACAAUAUAUUAUACAAGAAAUAGAGUGAAUCUAGAUUUAAAAAAUGAGAAUGCUAUAUAUCCUUGUGUUAGAAUUAUAUCACCAGGUGGAUCCGUAAGAGUAAACCUUGGUUAUAGAAAGUACAAUUAUACAGGUAUAUUCACAUUCAUUUAG